AUGCUACGGGGUUGGAAGCCGCAGUUCCAGGCCCUCCGCGGGCAUCACAACGUCGUCUUUGCUUUAUGCGACGCGGCCGGCAAGAAAUUGCGGUGCGUGGAAAUGGAAGCUGCACAGACGCGAACUGGUCCCCAGGCCCUGACUCGUCCCGCGUACGGUGAGAAGCAUUGA
Trichoderma atroviride IMI 206040 is the source of this 171-nucleotide messenger RNA. The record is from RefSeq and is a predicted model, not a curated record. NCBI's taxonomy places the organism in Eukaryota, Fungi, Ascomycota, Sordariomycetes, Hypocreales, Hypocreaceae.